CAUGUUGGUGUCCUCCGGACCUCUCCCCUCCUCCUCCGGCUCCGCAGCGAAUGGACGGCGGCGGCGGCGGCGGCGCCUCUCACGGGCUCGCCGGGCUCCCGCUCAUGCGCAGUGCGGCGGCCCGCGGAGCGGCCGGGCCGCGGGAGGCGGAGGGCGCGGGCCCCGGGGUGGGCGGCCUGGCCUGCGGGCAUCCGUGGCGCGAACAGCCGGGCGACCCGGCCGCCGGGGCUGAGGCCAUGCGCCGAGCCCCGCACGGCGGGCGACUGCGAGCACGAGCGGGGCGCCGGCCGGCGCGUCGGCACGCGGGGCGGCGGGGCCCUGUCUGCGCCCCCACUCAGGGCGCCCCGAUCACGGCCGCGUCCUGUCCGCCGUGCGCUCCUAAUAGCUCCACGGCGGAGUUCCCGGUGAAUGAAUUAACGGGGAGAACACGGCCUCCGACAUGAGUCCACAGAGCACCGCUGAUGGCCCCUGACUUUUCAGAUUCCUUCUUCAGGCAUCUUCUACCAGAGACACAGAUGGAUCCUGCACUGAAUUCUUAGCGCUGCCCUGUCUUUAUCAAAUGGACAGAAUGUGGGGUAUAAAGCUGCCUUUCUAGGGCUUGGGAGUCUCAAGUACAAGUAAAAAUAUUGUGUCGAUUUGUAAUAAAAUUCACAAAAAUCCUGUUUGAUUCGUUGCCAGUGAACUGUCCUCAAGUCAGGGAGAUCGCCAGGUUUGCACACCUGUAACCCCAGCAUGGGGAGACUGAGGCAGAUGGGUCUCGAGUUCCAGGCCAGCAUGAGCCACACCGUUGAGACCCCAUCUCACAGAACGAAAGAAAGAAAAAAUUCAAGGAAAUAUAAUCAUUCUCACCUUUCACUCUUGAGUGUGUGACGUUCACAGGCCACUACUGCCUGCUGACUAAUGCCACGGUGUAGGCAAAUGGGAAACUUUUAAAUUUUCUCAUAGUGACAUUUAAAGGUUUUUUUGGUUGAUUGCUUGGUUGGCUUUUGUUUUGUUUUGUUUCUUGGUUUUUCCAGAUAAGAUAUCUCUGUGUUGCAGUUCUGGCUGUCCUGGAACUCCUUUGUAGAUCAGUCUGGCCUUGAACUUGCAGAGAUUUGCCUGCCUGUGCCUCCUAGGUGCUAGGAUUAAGAUAUGCACCACCACCACCACCUGGCAACAUUUACAUUUUUUUAAAGACAUCAUCUAUUAUUUAACACCUCAUUUAACCCAAAUACAUAUUCAAUGUGAAGUAUUACUGAGAUGUUUUAUAUUCUGUUUUCUAGGUAGGAUUUGUGUUAGGUGAGUAUACAUGCCUUCAGUGCAUCCUGAUUCAAACAACUGCCUUUUCAGCCCAGUUGCUGUUUGUGGGAGCAGCCCUUACUUUGGGCAGCUCAGGCCUGGGCAGUAGUUGGCCUGAAACAGAUACUGAAACAAUCAUGGGAGGUUAGUAUUCUUUCAAAAUUAUUAUUAUUGAGUUUUUAAAUUUUUAUUUUAUAUGUACGGAUGUUUGCCUUCAAAUAUGUUGGUGUACCAUGUGCAUGUAGUACCCGUAGAGGUUAGCAAUAGGUGCUGAAUCUCCUGGGACUGGAGUUAACAGACGGUUGUUAGCUAUCAAGAGGGUGCUGGGAACUGAACCCAGGUUCUCGGAAGAGCAGCCAGUGCUCUUAAUCACUGAGCCAUCUCUCCAGCCCCAAAGUUCUUAACCUUCAGAAAAUAAGCAGAAAUCAAAGUAAACCUGGAAUAUUUGUGUAUAGCCAAUAGAAAGCACAGAAAUUUAGCACUUGGAAAGUUAAGGUAGUUCAAUUGGAGCAAACUUUGGACAAGAGAGAAAUAAAAUAUAAUCUUAGAAAUAAACAUCUCAGAGCUAGAGGUGUAGCUCAGGUAGUGAAUGCUUGCCUACCAUUGCACAAAGCUCUGGUUCAUUCCCCCAACAACCAUAAACCAGGUAUGGUGGCAUACCUUCUAAUACCAGCACUCAGGUAGAGGCAAAAGAGUCAGAUGUUUAUCAUCGCUGGCUGUAUGCUUAGUCUAGGACAGCCUGGGCUACAGGAAAGUCUGUCUCAAAUGUGUUUGUGUGCAUGAAUCUAUAUGUCGACCUUGAAUAUAUGUUUUUAAUAUGUAUAGCAAUUUAGGAAAACCGCAUAAACUAAACUUAUUUUGAGGUAUUGAGAACUGAACCUCAGGUCUGUGUGUACCAAACAAGCAAGCCCUCUACAUGGAGCUACAUUCCCAGCCCUCUUUUUACAUUUUAAUUUUGAGCGAGCCUCCCUGUUACUGAGUCUGACCUUGAACCCCUAAUUGGCUCCAUCACAGUAGGUAAUAAUUUCAAAGAAAUUUAAGAUGAAUGAGAAGAGUUUUGAGAAAAAAUUUUCUUUGCAAAUAUUAGAAAGCUGAGCAAAUAUAAAUAUCAGAGUCAGGUUAGCCUAAAUGAAUGGGAAUAACAAAAAUAACAAAAUGCUUAUAUUAUAAGGUGAUCAUCUUGAGGACAUGUCUAUACGGAAAGAAGGACUGUUAAUGGAGAAGUCGAAAGGCAAAGUCCGACUGUCUUGAUGUAGUGUGAAAGACUAGGGAGAAGCUCUUAGGACAGCGGAGCAAGGAAAUGAGUGGGCUGAAUUCCUUAUGGGUGAAAUGCGAUGCAGCAGCUUUGAACUGACCUGCAGCGAGGUGAGUAAAGGCUGUGGCCGCAGCUUCCUAGGAUGGCCCCAAACGUGAAUUUUAGAGGAUUUGGUGUUUGGAGGUCGUCUUCGCUUUUGUUUUCUGAACUGCUGUAAAAGAGGUCCCAUGGCUUUUUUGCUAACCUUGACCACAGAUGGGAUGGGUUGGGGUGGGUGUUGAGUGGGGAGGAAAGGAGGCCUGUGGCUGGGCAGGCCUGGUGAGCUCUGGGGUGUGGGGGAUGACAGCACAACCAGCAGGUCAGGCCUAGCUGGAAGGAGCAGCCAGUGGGAGGGGUUGAGAGAGAGAGAUUAUAUUUAUUCUUCAUCCAUAGGACUCAGCUUGCAGAGUAAGACCAUAGCUGUGAAGUAGGAGAAUGCUAUGCUUGUCUAUGCAACUGUGCUGGGCUGCAUACCUGAGUGAAUUUUAUUCCUCACAUCUCAGGCUCUUAGUUUAUUAGCACCAAGCAAGGAGUUAAGUUGGCUGAUUUGGGGUCUGAGAGAGGCCUUGGUUUAUUUCAGGUAGGGGGUGAUCUUCAGAACUAAUAAACAGCUUUGAUAGGUAUAAAGUCAGUGAUUAGAAUUUUCCACAGUGCCUCUGAUAUCUUAAGUUCAGAUCCCUUAGUUUUUUUGGUCUUUUUUACUUUUUUUUUUUUAAACAACUUACAAACUGUUGUAUGGCAUCAGCUUUGCCACUUCUGAACUAAAGUCUGAGGGUUACAAGAAAUAGUCAUGGGUGGAAAACAUGUUCUACUUUAUCACUGUAUGACUGGGCAAAUGCCACCUUCCUUCUUUGAGGCUCAGUUCUCUUGACUGGUAGCAAAAGUUUGUAUUAAAUAAAAACUUAAUUUCCUUCUGUGUCAAAGUUUUGGAAGUAUAGUUGUUUUCAGUACAUACAGAAUACCCGUGUGUCACUACACUUUAGAAUGCUAGAAAUACAAAAUAGAAACCAAUCACACAGUUCUGGCAGGCCUUCCCAAACUACUCCACCAGGAGUUCUGUGUCAAGCCAUAUGGAAUCUGUGAGAGGUAAGGUCUCUGAGAAAACUAUGCAAGUGCUGGGGCAGGGAGUACCCAGCACUCAGAGGGCUAGUUUGGCAACAGGAGAGGCUAGCCUGAGUUACCUGAAUUUGUGUUUAAACCAACUGGUCAUUAUACUGUAGAGAUGAUAAUGGUCUAUUUCCUAACCUCUCUGGGCCCCCAGGAUCUUUAUCUGUAAAGAUAAAGAUCCUCAUACCCUUUUGUGAAGCGUAAAGGAGACAGUACACGUAGCACAAAAUGACAAGGAGUGGCUGCUCAUUCUAGAAGAGGUGACAUGUGAAUUGAGGUUUGAAAAAUGAACAGCAGUGCAUAUCAAACUGAGAUGAUUUUUGUUUUGUUUUCAAAAACUGAAAGUAACUUAAUGAAUUACAUAUGAGAUCAAUUAAUCUGGAAAGAAGCAGUUCCUUUCCAUUGCAUUAUACUUUUAUAGCACUGCACUUCACAAACUAAACGAUAACCCAGAUCAGUCAUGAUCAUAACAAGUGUUGUGAAUACAUGAUGAAAGCAACAUUGACUAGACAGUCUGAUCUCUUGAAACACCAGGUUGACACAUAGAUUCUUCUGACAGCUGAUUGGCUCUUGACAUCUAGAGACACUAAACAGCAGAGUUAUGUUGGUUGUUCAUAAAUAUCUGUGUACCAUUAUUACACAUCUCCCCCAAAUCUCGGGAGAAUGUGAUCUCAAGAUAAGAAACUGUGGUGACAAUGGCCAGUGACAACUCAGGAAGUUUUUUAAACACUCCAUGAUAUGGAAGAAAAGUAGGAGGCAGCACACGCCUCUCCUGUCUAGUCAAUGGAGCUGAUGCUGAGGUACAUAAGUCCUGGCAAAUCAUCUGCCUCUGCUCUUGUCUGCAACAGGACAGUUUAAGACUCUGGACGUGUUGCACCAAUUAGAUGGUGGUCAGACUAGUGACUGAGAUCUUGCUUAUUCCUUAAUGGUAACUUGGGAGUUGGCUGAGACUAGAGUUCAGUCAUACAGGGCACUCUAGCAUGCUAGGUUCAAUCCAAGCACCAGAUGAUGGUGAUGAUGAUGAUAAUGAUGAUGAUAUGAUGGUUUGACUCACAGAAACUGAAACAUUACAAUUUAUAAAUUAUAACAAUGAAAAUUCCACUUACAUGUCUGUGGAAGCAUGCUGCCAUUCUAUGAGCCAAGAUUCUGACUCCAAAAUGAAAAGACAAAUCAUGAAAUAAAACUGAAAACUAACAUUCCUUUUAAAUAUACAUGCAAAAAAUACUUCAAAAGUAUUAGAAGGCUGGGCAUGAUGAUACAUUCUUGAACUCUAGUACUUGGAAGGUUCAGACAGGAGAAUCACAAGUUCCAGACCAGCCAAGGGAUAUAGUAAGAUCCUCUGGGAAAUAGCAAGCAGCUUGGAGGGUAGCUACUGGUGAUAGACAUUUAGGCCUUAAACUGAAUGCCCAGCACUCACAAAAAAUUGGCUUAUUGAACCAAAUACUAUACAAAAAUAUUUACACAGUAUGACCAAGUACCCAGAAAUUCAAUUUGAUUUUAUCAUUGAAAAUCAACUAAAGUCGUGUAUGAUUUUAACAGAAUCAAAGACAAAAACCUCAUAAUCAUGCAGAAAUAGCAUUUAAUAAAAUCCAACACUCAUUCAUGGUAUCUGUAUUGGUCAGAGUUCUCUAGAGGAAUAGAACUGAUGGAAAGAAUAUUUAUAUGGGAAUAUGUUAAAAAGAAAUUUAUUAGGGUGGCUUAUAGGCUAUGGGUUAGCUAGUCUGGCCGUCUCCUUUCUGUCGAAAGGCCAAGGAUCUAGUGGUUGAUGGGUUCAGGAGAUUGGAUGUCUCAGCUCAGUCUGUGUUGAAAUCCUGACAAAGUGUGUUCGAACAGCAACAAAGUAACGCCUUGGCCACAAGAAAGAGGAAUUUGCCAGUAAGAGUGAGGGCCAACAGGCAAAAAGCAAAAGCUUCCUUCUUCCAUGUCUUUCUGUAUAGGCUGCCUGCAGAAGGUGUGGCAGAUUUAGGGUGGGUCUUCUCACCUCAAAUUAUCCAAUCAAGAAAAUUUUUUCAGAAGCAUUUCUAGCUGCUUGUGUUUUGAUUGAAUGCAAAUGAAGUCAAGCUGAAAACCAAACUUGGCCAUCACAAGUCCACCCCUUGUCAGUUUGUCAUACUUCAUUAUGUCAUGCCUAAUUUACAAAUGGAAACAAUAACCAGGUCAUAAUUACAUCUAACAUGAUGUAACUCCCAUGAACACCCACGAAGUAUCCCAUGUAUAUCUGAGAGUAAAUUAUAUAUUUUAGAAUAGGUGGCAAUGUCACUUGAGGGACAUUCUUUGAGUGUCUCAUAACUUAAACAUAACAGCCAUUGAUAUUAUAUGAAUUGUUACAUUACAUUAUAAAGAAACAGGAAAGAAAAAACAAAUAUAUGGUGUGUGUGUGUGUGUGUGUGUGUGUGUGUGUGUGUGUGUGUGUGUGUAAUAUACUUCACCAGGUCUUGGAUCUUAGAAGAGUGACCCAUACCUUCAUUCCUUUAGGGUCUGAGUUCUCUGUCAGCUAACUUGGAUUGCAUUGUUGCAGUUUCCCAUUGACUUUAAUCUCAGGAUAUUGUAACACCAAGGUAGACUCCCUAAUGGACCUCCUUCAUUCUGGACAUAAUCUUACCUUCUUUGUGGAGAAGCAAUCCAGUUUCCCCGUGGUAGUCUGGAUCAAUCACCCCACCUUAACAAUGAUAUUCCCUUUUUAGCCUGUUGGUUUAAGGGCAUCAGAAGCCCAAAGUGACCAGGGGGAAGUCUGAGCUUCCAGUUCAAUGGAAUAUUUAUUGUGUCUCCUGGCAGGAGUGCUCACCCAUCUGGAACUAAACUUCCAGGCCAUCCAAACUUCAGGCCAUAGAAACAAGGAGCAAAAAUUUUCCUAAUGGGUCACUGGAGGUGAUAGUGAGUGGAAUGAUUCCCAUUUCCACCCCUGGAGUACUGGAUCCUGUGAAUCCUGACUAGAAGGGAAACUAUACUGAAUAUUGGAUGUUGAUUCAAAGCAUAUACAUCUUUCUUGAGAACCCUGACACAGCCCUCCCACAUGCAGGCUACUGCCACCUAAACGGUACUGUAACUGUGUCUUCAAAAAGUCAUCCCACUGUUGUAUCAAGCUGUCUGCUUCAGGAUGGUGGGGGACUCUGGCUGUGAAGUGAGUUCCUUGGUCAGAAGCAAUGUUGUGUGAAACACCAUGACGGUGGACAAAAAAAUUCUCCAAGUCCACAGAUGGUGGUUUUGGCAGAAGCAUUACUUGCAGUAAAGGCAAAUCCACAACCAGAAUAAGUAUCUACUCCAAUAAAGACAAAGUGUUGUCCUUUCCACAGAGGAAGUGAUCCAAUGUAGUCAACCUACAACCAGGUUGCUGGCUGGUCACCCCAGAAAUGGUACCAUAUCUAGGGCUCAGUGUUGGUCUCUGGUGUUGGCAGAUCUGGCACUCAGCAGCAGCUGUAGCCAGGUCAGUCUUGGUGAGUGGAAGUCUACGUUGUUGAGUCCAUGCACAGUUCCCAUCUCUGCCACCAUGGCCACUUUGUUCAUGCCCCACUGGGCAAUGACAGGGAUGGCUGGGGAAAGAGGCUGACUGUCCAUAGAAGGGGUCAUCCUAUCCACUUGAUUACUGAACUCAACUGAAGUCACCUUUUGAUGAGCAUUUAAAUGAAACACACUUAUCUUCACAUCCUUUGCCCAUUUAGAGAGAUCUAUGUGCUGCUUUCCCAGAUGUCUUUCUCACAGUUCUCCAUUCAUGCUCUUUCCAAGUCACUGGCCAUCCACCCAGCCAGUCCAUUGACUACAACCCAUGAAUCAGUAAACAAUCGCACAUCUGGCCAUUUCCCCUUCCAAGAGGAAUGUAUGACUGCGUAUACUGCCUGAAGUUCUGCCCACUGUGGAGGUUUCUCUUCACUGGUGUCUUUUAGGGUUGUCCCAGAAAUGGUUUGUAAUAGUGCAGCUGUCCACCUCUGAAUGGUGCCAGCAUAGAAUGCAGAACCAUCAGUAAAGCAGACCCUAGCCUUUUUCCCCUCAGUCAACUGACCAUAGGCCACAUCCCCUGAAGCUAUAGAUGCAUACUUGGGAGCAGAAGGCAUUGUAACAGGAGUAGAACCCAUAGGUGUCGGAACUAGUCCAAGAAUAUAAUUCCUGAGUGCUUUGAGAAAACUCCAAGAAAACAAGAGAGUCUUGUGAUCUCAGUUUCUUUAAAAACACGGAAUUGUUCUUGUAUUAUGCUUUCAAGCCCCUCCAAGGUGUAGCAGAUAGGAGUGAGUUUACUUCAGAUUAUUCAUUACAAUUGGCUAUUGUUAUUUGUUUACAUGCCUCUAUGGAAAGUCAUGUUUUUGAUGCAUGCAGGUUAUCCACACCACAUGCGGCUUGCCCUUGUGAGUGUACAUUUUACUCUUUACCCUUAAAGUAUAAAUCGGUUGAUGUUCUGAAUAAAGUUGGCUAUUGUAUGAGA
Molecule: messenger RNA, 8093 nt
Organism: Peromyscus californicus insignis
Lineage: Eukaryota; Metazoa; Chordata; Mammalia; Rodentia; Cricetidae
Product: ATP-binding cassette sub-family B member 10, mitochondrial-like
Exons: 2
Coding region: 51-443 (130 amino acids)
Source: RefSeq, a predicted model, not a curated record